UGGCCAGGUCGCAAUUGUAAAUGAGAACUUGUUCUCAACUUGCCUACCUGGUUAAAUAAAGGUGAAAUAAAUAAAUGAAAAAAAAAACAACUGAACAGAUGAACAGCAAUGAUUUUGACUCUAACAGGUUGCCCAAAAAUAUAUAUAUCUUAAAGCCACGCCCUUACUAAGCCACACCUCCACUCCAGGGUUCCUCCAAGAACCCAUUGCUACAUUGAACCAUUAAAAGGUCCCUCAAAAACCCCUCAACUAACCAAAGGUGCAAAUAUGAACCAUUGACUAGCAAUGGUUCCUUGAGGACCUCCAUGGGUUCCUUGAGGAUCUCCAGGUUUCCUCGAGUCACCACUAAUUCUCUCUUAGGCUGAUCCAGAGAGACUCAUCCUUGCUUUUAUUACAAGCAGGCUUGACUACUGUAAUGCUCUCCUAUCUGGUCUACCCAAGAAAGCCAUUAGUCAACUGCAAAACAUACAAUAUAGCCUGGAAUAGCCUUCUAGAGAACCUGAGGGGGGCAGAAACUGUGGACAUAUUCAAAAGAGAUCUUGAAACACACAUUUUUAGCUUUGUUUUUCCUUCAAUCAGUUUGCGUUAUUAUUUUUGUUUUACAUCCAUUUAUGUUUGUUGUGUAGUAAAUAUUUCAGUUUUUAUUGUCAAUGUUUUUUGGUGUUGUUUUUCUUUCAGUAGAGCACAUUGCGUUGCAUUCCAUGUCUGAAAUGUGCUAUAUAAUGAAGCUGGAUUUGAUUUGAAGAGUGUAAAGUACCAGAAACGAUUCUGCUAUUCUUACAAGCCCAAUAACCCGUAUUUGGCACUAUAUAGAACCAUUUGUUUUUAGUGUGUUCCGAUAGGAAGGAAGAAUAGGAAGGGGAAGGGUUAAUUUGCGGCUGGGGAAACCUGAUGCUAAUUAAGUCUUUGGAAUGUCACAUACUAGCAUUCUAUUCCAGAAGCCUUCAGAGUGGGUCAGACAUAGAGUGGGUCAGACAUGGAGUGAGGGGAGCGAUGCACGUUUCAAAUUGUUUUCUUAUCUUAUUGACGACAUUCAAAAAGGGCAUCCACACCAAAUACCAGAGCCACAGGAAGAUAAACAAAUGCAAAAUGGCAUUGUCCAGAAUAGUGCUGUUGUUAUUGGUGUACUCGUUAUCACUACAUGACACAGUAAGAGGUGUCGCAGAGAUAUGCCGGGGGACUCACUGCCACCGUGGCGAGACUGGGGAUCCCAGACCGUGCGUCGGAGCCCAAUGCCUGGGGGGUAGAUCAUCCAGACCACCGCGGCAAUAUAACCCGACAACACAGGGCAGAUCGGGACAGGCAGUCCCCAGCCAGCACCAUGUGUACCACAGCUCUCAGUCAAGAGGAGACACAACAGACACGUAUGUUGUUCAACCACAGCGCGGUAGGCACAGUGACAGCGUUAGAGAAAGCGCAAGGAUGCAAACGUCUGAAGUUUUCGUUUCAGGAUGUACUGGAGCGGAUUGCGUUACUCCUCAGAAACAGCUCCACGCUUUUAACGACACCAGAGACUGCAAGGGAAUCGAAUGUAAAUUACCACUAAGGAUACGGCCAAAGCCCCGUCCAAAAGAUUGUAUGGGAGAGGGCUGUCUGGCUGAUGAUGCCGCAGCUUCCAGCCAGCCUUCCCCUGUCCAUAUGCCGGACAGAGCUGCUCAGUUUCUGGGAGAAUUUCCAGAGUUUGGAUAUCCUGCAUCUGAACUUGGCAGUGCGCCUUUGGGAGUGCAGCUCACAUGUGACAUUAAACCAGGGGAGAAUGAGGUGCCUUCAGAGGAUGCCCUCAUCUUACACCUCCAACUGGCUAAGGGGCAGGAGAAGCUGGUAGAGGCCCUUCAGGCAGGGCAGACGAUCAUCCGCGACCUGCAGCAAAAGCUAACCGAACAGCAGGAGGCGCUGUUGGCCCAGCAGCGGGAGAUCCUGGAGCAGCAGCGCCGCAUGUAUGAGCAGAUGGACGUGGUCAAGGCACAGUAUGGCCUGCUCUCUGACACCGUCAAGCAGGUGUCCUUCCAAGGCCUCCAAGGGGAGCUCCAGAGCUACUUCGAGAGCCACCUGGCAGGCCUCCAGAGCCAGGCUCGGAGCCACCUGCAGAAGUCCUAUGCCGUUCGCAAGGGCAUGCACAUGGAUGUAGAUGCUAAGUUGAUGGAUGUGGUUGGGGAAGCCCACCUUCCGCACCCUCUGCUGGGGUGUGGUGCCCCGUGUGGACCGGAGGAUUACUGUGACUUCCAGAGGGAGCCGCCGCAGUGUGAAAAGUGUACCAUGUGCCCACCUGGUUUCUUCCUGGUCUCUCAGUGCUCUCCCAAUGCAGACAGAAUAUGCCAGGACAGAGACGAAUGCCUUGAAUUACCAAACCUAUGUGGACAGGGAGUGAAGUGCCUCAACACUCCAGGAGGGUUCAGGUGCCUGGGCAUGUCGGAAAGGGAGGCUGCUGCUGGAGUAUGUGGCCAUGACUACUUCUACAACCAGGAGCUUCCGGAGUGCCAGGCUUGUUCUGACUGCAAUGGAGAACCCAUUGCCAUCCCCUGUACAGCCACCAGUGAUUCUGUCUGUGGACCCUUCACAGACAACCUGAUGUCCCAGUCCUGGGGUGCCACCGUGACCUUGCCCCCAGCCAGGGCUCUCGGCAGCCACAUCUUCCCUGGCCUCCAGCUCAAUGUCCAGAGCAAAGAAGCCACAGACUUGCUGUCCAACCAUGCCGGCCGGCUAUCCUUCCAGCAGCACGGCUUGAUGUGGCUGGACCAUAACUUUGCCCUAAAGCACAAUUGCAGGAACUUCCUCCAGGUGGGCAUGCGACUCAACAGCAGUCAAGAGGAGGAGGGCCACGACCUCAGUGGGGUCCGCAUUGAGCAGCCAGACGGGAAGUACUUCCAGGGAGUUAGUGUUAGUGGCAUCGCAGAGGUCGAGCCCAACCACAUGCUGACUCUGUUCCUGAAGAGUCCCAACCAGCAUUGCAACCAGAGCAAGGACCUUCAUGUCUACGAACUCAAUGGGCCUUCCUUCAGCAUGCUCUGGCUGUCCCACGAUACUGGAGCCGUGGCCAUGACAGCACAGAUGUCAAUGUCAGCCCACUACCAGACCAACUACCGUCCAACCUUCCGCAUCACCUCCGUCUCUGACCCUUACAUGGUGGGGUUGACCCACGACAGCCGCGGGGUGCGCUUUACAGAGAGUGGCGUGGUUAAAUUUGUCCUACAGCAAGCGCUGUACUCCAUGGGCCAUACCUGCAUCCGAGAGGGCUUCUCUCUGGUGGCCUACGCCAACCGCAAUGGGACCAACCAGGAAUUGAUGCAGGCAUUCAAGUCGGGCGUCAACUACAGGGACACAUCCAUCACCCUUUCUGGGGCUGUCAGGGUGGAUAGUGGGCACUCGCUUAGUUUCGAGAUCCUAUCCCCAUCCCAGUGUAAUAUCCGCUACUUUGGAGACAGUACUGGGAUCAGUAUACUGAGCCUUAUCUGGAUCCCCUCAGCUGUCUCCUCUGCCCUGACUGCCACAGUGUCCAGGACAGGCCUUCCCUCUGGAGUCGUCCGCAACAAAGCCCUCCUCUUCCAGCAGGUCAGCCCAGAAUCAGACCAAGUGCGCCUGGCCCAUUCUGGGGAACCCAACGCCCAAAAGAACUUUGUCUUCUGGGGGGACGGGACAGCUAACGUGGCCCUCAACCUGAAGCUGAUCCAUUCUUGUAACGUGGUGAAGCUCACUCUGCACCGGCAGGGGGGCAGCGGGGAGGGUGGACAGGCUACACCCGUGGCCCAGCAGAUUUCUGGGCACAUGCCUGAGGGCAGCGAGUGGGCCAACGUGGGCCUGAGGGCCUCCUUCCAGGUCCAAAACGGUACAGCCAUCUAUGUGACAUUGGACUGCGUACGUGGUCGUGUUAACCAGAUCACCCACAAGGGAGGCACUAACAUAUCCAUCCUCUGGGUGGCGUUGUGAUCCAAAAAGAGGACCUUUUUUGUUGUUUACUUUGUCACAUUUUGUCAACACGUUUUAGAAACAAACAUGGUUUCGCACAAUUUCAAAUCACAGAGCAAAUUUGGAACCUCACUUAACGUCACAGGUGCUUCCAAGGUAGAGGAACUUUUUUGAAAUGGAAGGUUGUGUUUUGUCUAAUGUUAACAUUUUUGUCAUGUUAAUGUUGUUUGUAUCUUAUGACUGAUACUUUGUUGAUUCAUUGAUUUUUUUUGGGGGGGAUGACAAGUACUGAUGUUGCUCGAAGUACUUCGGCUGGUUGAGCAGUGACCAAUUAUUUUGUAUGAAGUAAGCUGAAUGAUGUGUGUGUGUUUAUAAUGUUUGUUAUGCUUUUUAUUAUGCUAUAUCUUAUUCCAUCAAUUUCCUGCACAUGAAUAUGAAAUGUUGCCUUUCAAUGCGUGUGUAUUACAGAGUAUUUUGAUAAAAGAGCAUUUAAAUAUUUUAAAAUGUAUUAUUUAACUUUCACCAAGCUGUUAUUUUUAUUUCAUAUUUUCAAUAACUUAUUCUGAAUUUUAUGUCACUUAAAAUAAUAAUAGAGUAACAUUGGAAAUAAAUGUAUCGAUAUACUAUUGGAAACAUACCUUACUUCAUAAACAGAAUUGUACUUCAAUCUCUUUUGAUAAAACAAUCACAGUUGUGUCAAUACUGUGCUUCUAGGAUACAUGUAUGUCAAACAAUAGAAUUAUGUUACAAAUAUUUAUGUGACCAUGGAACUACAGUAUAAGUGUAGUAUACAUUACAUAUACUUACAUAAAUGGUGUAGGGAAAGUUUAUCCUCAGAUUAUUAUCAUCUUUACAUUUGAUAAUUCACACAAAUCAGGUUUUAUGUAGCAACAAUAUGUUAACCGUUAACUGCAUAAUGUAUGUUGUGCUUUAGCCUCAAUACUCUUGGCCCUGUGGGAGUGCUGUCUAUGCAUAGCAUUCUUAAUUGCCUUUGUGCAUGUUCUGUCCCCCAAACAUUUACACACAAUGAAGUGUUUCAGAGAUUUGGCAGCAAAGCGGUCGGUCACUGAAAUACCUCUGCUUUAUUUUCACUUCGCCAUGCAAUGCUUGGUGAAUUGUUUGACUUCACAUGUAUUGUAGAACAACAAUGAGUGUAUUCUUGUUUUUUUCAAAGCCAAAUAAAAAUUCACAAAUUUUGUAA
This is a messenger RNA of Oncorhynchus gorbuscha (pink salmon), 5104 nucleotides long. It is a transcript of the gene nell3, whose product is annotated as NELL (neural EGFL like) family member 3. The record is from RefSeq and is a predicted model, not a curated record. The transcript has 4 exons. Bases 892 to 3924 code for a protein of 1010 amino acids. Lineage: Eukaryota; Metazoa; Chordata; Actinopteri; Salmoniformes; Salmonidae. Gene Ontology annotation, molecular function: protein binding; calcium ion binding.